AUGUUCAUACUUAAAUUUUCAAGUACUAUUUCACACCGAAACAAUUCACGAAGUAUUAUACUUCUAAUAAUAUCUAUACUUAUAUCAAUUAUUAAUGGACUAGAAUUACGAGAAUGUAACAAAGCAUUAGGAAUGGAAAAUGGUCGUAUUAAAGAUUCACAAAUAAUUUCAUCAUCAAGUUAUGAUGAACAAAGUACUGGUCCACAAAAUUCAAGAAUACGAACUGAGACUGGUGCUGGUGCAUGGUGUCCAAUGUCUCAAAUAAAUAUGUCUUCAAAUGAAUGGAUUGAAAUUGAUUUUCCAACAAAUAUGGUUAUUACAGCCAUCGAAACACAAGGGCGUUUUGGUUCUGGAGAAGGUCAAGAAUAUACUCCAAUGUUAAAAGUUAAAUAUAAAAGAGAAGGAAUGGGACCAUGGGCAAGUUAUAAAGAUUCAUCAAACAAUGAGUUUAUCAAAGCUAACACUGAUACAAGAACAUCCGUACUUAUUCCUCUUGAUGGUUCAAUUAUUGCUUCACGUAUUCGUAUAUAUCCUUUAUCAUAUAAAAUAAGAACUGUAUGCCUUCGGUUAGAAUUACAUGGAUGUCGUUAUAAUGGUAUACUUGAUGGUUAUACAAUCACAAAUGGAGGUAUAAUUGAUGGAUUAGAAAUGAGGGAUUUUAAUUUUGAUGGAAAUACUAAUGAUACAAUAAAAAUGAAAGGAUUUGGUAAAUUAUAUGAUGGUAAAAUUGGUGAAGAUAAUUUUGAUGAUAAACCUAAUCAUUGGAUUGGAUGGAAAAAUGAAGAUGUUAAGGGAAAAGUUACAAUGAAAUUUUAUUUUAAAGAUAAACAAAAUUUAACUGGUAUUAAUUUUUAUACAAAUAAUUUUUUUAAACUUAAAUCAAUGAUAUUUAAAAAAGCUAUUAUUAAAAUUAGUUCAACUGGUGAUGAAAAAACAUUUUCUAAGAGAAGUAUUGAAUUUUCAUAUGAAACAGAUUUAAUAUAUUCAACAUCAAGAUGGGUUAGAAUUCCAAUAUCAUCAAGGAUUGCUAAAUUAAUUAAAGUUGAAUUAUAUUUACAACCAUCUGCAGAUGUUCUUCUUAUUUCUGAAGUUAAAUUUGAAACAAAUCGUAUAUUAUUUGAUACAGAUAUUGAUAAUAUUAUAUCAAAUAAUGAAAAUGAUGAUAUAAUAUCAUUAGAUGAAACAAAAAAUUCAUUAACAUUUUUUGCAAUUAAUGAAGUACCUGAUUCUGUUACAAAUUAUAUAUUAAUUGUAAUUAUAAUAUUUAUUUCUGUUUCUUUUUUAAUAUGUCUAACACUUAUAUAUGUUAUGUUCUUUUGUCGGAAGGAAACACAACAAAAAAAUACCUUAUUACCGAUAUUUAAAAGGCGUAAUGUUCAAAUGAUUAUUAAAGAUGAUAGUGAUACUAUUAAAAGAUCAUACAAAAGCGGUACAUUAAUAAAUGGUAAAAAUAUUAUUUCAGAUAAUGGUAGUGAUUAUGCAGAUCCAGAUUAUUCUGUUUGUGUUGAACAACCAUUAUUAAAUAAAAUGUAUUACUCAACAGAAGGUGGAACAUAUAAUAUUUUUAGUCAAGGUACUUUAACAAGUAAUAUAUCAAAUACAAGUUCAAUAAUUUCAUCACCAAAUACAUCCUAUAGAAAUUGUAGUAAAGAAAUUGAAGAAUUUUUAUUUAAUAUGGAUCAUAUUGUUAAAAUUAAUCCAAAUGUUUUAAUUCAUGUUGAAAAGUUAGGUGAUGGUGAAUUUGGACCAAUUGAUCUUUGUAGAUUAGAACAUAGAUUAGUUGCAUCAAAAAAAUUAAAACAAACAGCUACAAAAGAUGAAUUUAUUAAUUUUAAAAAAGAAAUUAUUGUAAUGAGUUCAUUAAAACAUCAAAAUAUUUUAGAAGUUAUUGGUAUUAGUUUUGAACAACCAAAUAAUAUUAUUUGUUGUAUAAUGGAAUAUAUGAAAAAUGGUGAUCUUUGUCAAUAUCUUCAAUCACAAAAUUAUAAUACAUUAACAACAGAAUUUUUAUUAUCAAUUGCCACACAAAUUGCUGCUGGUAUGAGUUAUUUAGAAUCACAAAAUUUUGUUCAUCGUGAUUUAGCUGCUAGAAAUUGUUUUGUUGCUGAGGAUGAUAUUGUUAAAAUUGGUAAUUUUGGUAUGGCACGUAGUUUAUAUAGUAGUGAUUAUUAUACAGUACAAGGUAAAAUGAAUGCUCCAAUACGUUGGAUGGCAUGGGAAUCACUUUUAUUAGGUAGAUUUACAACAAAAUCAGAUGUAUGGCAUUUUGGUGUUACAUUAUGGGAAAUUCUUAUGGGUGGUUAUGAUAAACCAUAUUCAAAAUUAAGUGAUGAUGAAGUUGUACAAAAUCUUGAAUAUAUAUAUAAUUCAGGAAAAUUACAUACAUAUCUACCUAGACCAAGGCAUGGAAAUUCUAUACUUUAUGAUGAAUUAAUGUUAAAAUGUUGGCAACGUGAAGAACAUAAUAGACCAACAUUUACAUCAAUUCAUUGUUUUUUACAAAAAAUGACGUGUAAUCAUGCCCGAGGAUCUCCUAAAAAUUAA
Molecule: messenger RNA, 2544 nt
Organism: Strongyloides ratti
Lineage: Eukaryota; Metazoa; Nematoda; Chromadorea; Rhabditida; Strongyloididae
Product: Coagulation factor 5/8 C-terminal type domain and Protein kinase domain and Serine-threonine/tyrosine-protein kinase catalytic domain and Galactose-binding domain-like and Protein kinase-like domain and Tyrosine-protein kinase, catalytic domain-containing protein
Exons: 4
Coding region: 1-2544 (847 amino acids)
Biological process (GO): positive regulation of kinase activity; protein phosphorylation; multicellular organism development
Cellular component (GO): signaling receptor complex
Molecular function (GO): ATP binding; collagen binding; protein tyrosine kinase collagen receptor activity
Source: RefSeq, a predicted model, not a curated record